AUGAGGCGCACGGCUCUUAUCACUGGUAUCACUGGGCAAGAUGGCUCCUAUCUGGCCGAAUUCCUCCUCGAGAAGGGAUACAAAGUUCACGGUAAGAACACAUGCAACAUUUUGACUGUUGUAGUUCACAAGUAGGUGCCUAGUCGUGAUUGCAGUACCGUAAUUAAGAGAAGUGAAAAACAUGCUAAAGCAAACUGUAACUGAAUCAUUUUCAACACCACUAACCUGCUGAAAAAAAAUCAUGUUCUUCUUGUUAAGUACCUCUUGCUCUUUCGUUGCAGCCUUUCAUAUCCGGCGUGAGGCAGCAAUCUCCUGGCGUUAGACCGUCCACCACUUCGAGUUCCUCACCUACCAGGUAUCAUCCGUCGAUCUUCAAGCUUCAAUACUGGCCGCAUCGAGCACAUUUUCGACAAAGUGUGCCUGCACUACGGUGACUUAGUCGAUACGGGCAACUUGUGUUCGAUAUUGGAGAAGGUCCGACCCGAUGAGGUCUACAACCUUGGUUAAGGCUCACUCACAGUCAAAAUCGAAUUGAUAUUCUUGAAGAUCCUUCUUGGCUAGUAUGGGUCACAGGCUAAAUCUAACUGAAAAUAUUUCGAGCUCUAACUUCGAGCCCAGUCGCAUGUCAAAGUCUCCUUUGAGGAACCAGAAUAUACGGCUCAAUGCGAUGCGGUCGGAACCAUGCGUAUGCUAGAGGCUUUACGCACAUGCCGCUUAGAGAAAACAACGCGCUUCUACCAAGCAUCGACAAGCGAACUCUAUGGUCCGCUUCUUACUUAUUUUGAAUCAAAAGUAGUUGUAGCUUAUAGAGGCUCCUCUUCUUGUACUUGUUGAUAUCUGGACCCACUGAAUAUACGAACUAGUGGUAGCUACUAGAAGUUCUAGAUGUAGUAGUUUCUUCUCAAGAACUUAUAAUUAGAGCAGUUUAUAGGGGUGCCAGAUCCGGGAUGGGAUAGAACGGAUGGACUUUCCACCAUUUCCAGUAGGAUCGGAAGAAUCAGGGGGGUCCAUCCGAUCCAUCCAAGUCCAUCCUACCUCCGUUCUAUAAACUACUCUAUUGGCGCUAAGUCAACUAAGAACUGCACAAAAACGGUCACUAUUGUCGCCUCCUCGUCCUGGAAGUGCUCCGCUUAGCGGCUUUUGCAACUUGCUUCCUCUUGGUUUUUCUGUCUUUUGGUUUCGUUUCAUGUGAUUCCCCGCGCCCCUCCAGAGUCCACCGCACCAGCCUGCAAAUGUAUGCUGGGGGAUUCUGGAGGGGCGCGGGGAUUUGGAGGGCGCCCGAGGUUCUUGGCUCGCAAUUGGGUGAGGGUUUUCCAGAAGGGAGCGCAGUAGGCGGCGAGUGUUCUGCGGAUUCGUAUCAUGCCCGAGAAGAUUGAAUUUUGUCCGGAUUUUUGCAGUCCUUAGUUGAAUUUUCUCCAUUCUAACUCCACUUGUCUGUGGUCGAAUUUUUCGCCAUAAUCGGAAAGGUUUGAGACACUCCGCCCGAGGUUCUUCGUUCUUGGGUCUUUUCAUGUUGUUAAGUGUUGGACUUUUGACCACCCGGCGCCCCGAAGCUCUCGCGCCGGGUGGGAUUAGUUACAAAGAGAAGCGACGCGCUGCCGCCUUCAAAUGGUCAGACCACUCACGCGCGCCGCCGUUUGUGCGCAGAUUGUCGGGGGGGUUUGCUGGCGUUGUUCGCACUCUUUUGAAGUAUUUCAGCGGGGAAGUUUGCGGGGGUUUCGCCAGAAUUGAAUAAACCUCUCUAUUGUUUGCCGCUUUCCUGCUCGCUAGGCCAUUUUUGAUGAAAAAAGUGAAAAGAUGUCUUCAGAUUUUUUUCCAAAAAUGGCCUUGCGAGCAGGAAAGCGGCAAACAAUAGAGAGGUUUAUUCAAUUUCGUGGCAUUUCUCAAGAAGGGCUGGACCGGUUGCCGCUUGAGUUCCAAAGGGCUCGCGCCUCCUCUUUUUGUUAAGUUUCGAUGGUGUGGCGUGCUCGCUGUGCCUCUGGUGCUUCCGCAGAUGGCUGAUUAGAAUGGCGCUAAGUCAACUAAGAACUGCACAAAAACGGUCACUAUUGUCGCCUCCUCGUCCUGGAAGUGCUCCGCUUAGCGGCUUUUGCAACUUGCUUCCUCUUGGUUUUUCUGUCUUUUGGUUUCGUUUCAUGUGAUUCCCCGCGCCCCUCCAGAGUCCACCGCACCAGCCUGCAAAUGUAUGCUGGGGGAUUCUGGAGGGGCGCGGGGAUUUGGAGGGCGCCCGAGGUUCUUGGCUCGCAAUUGGGUGAGGGUUUUCCAGAAGGGAGCGCAGUAGGCGGCGAGUGUUCUGCGGAUUCGUAUCAUGCCCGAGAAGAUUGAAUUUUGUCCGGAUUUUUGCAGUCCUUAGUUGAAUUUUCUCCAUUAUAUAAAUAUGCUGAAGCAACGCGGACGCCUGACAACAGCAACUCAACUCAACUUGAACCGGUCAGGUUCGCUCCUCUUACAACUUUCUUUAACUACCAAUAAAUAUAUCUAGGUAAAGUCCAGGAAAUUCCGCAGAAGGAGACGACCCCUUUCUAUCCGCGUUCACCGUAUGCGGUGGCAAAAAUCUACGGAUUUUGGGCAGUCGUGAAUUACCGAGAAGCUUACGACAUGUACUGCGUGAACGGAAUCCUCUUCAAUUAAGGCCUGAAACACUUAAUUUUUGAACGCUUUCGUUGGAGCACUGAGUACUCUGCUGCAAAGCUCAUUUUUGAACGCGUUACUUGACACAUUUAUAGAAGAAAUGUGACAAAUAUGUCAGGGGACUAGGAAUCGUUUCAACCUUCAUUUCAACCACGAGUCACCACGUCGUGGAGGUACUUUCGUAACGAAAAAGGUGACGACCGGUGUCGCCCAAAUCUGUGCUGGAGUCCGAGAACGAAUCACCCUCGGUAACCUGGACGCUAAGCGUGAUUGGGGUCACGCAUACGACUACGUGCGAGGAAUGUGGCUCAUGCUCCAACAAGAGACCCCGGAGGACUACGUUCUUGCGAGUACCUAAUUUCGUUACUUUUUUUCUGAUUUUAGCUCUUCUACUUGUUGAUGGACCGGCAGAAGUUGUAUUUAUUUCUAUUACAAGUACAGUUAAUGUCAAAGUACUACAGGUACAACUUUCUGCAGCAACUCGAAACUCUUCUUGCAAAAACUGUUCAGCCGGCGUUCAAUAUUCGGUUCGUGAGCUGUGCGAAUUGUCGUUCAAGAUGGCGGGGCAUCCCAUCCGUUGGCAGGGAUCCGGUAUCUACGAAGAAGGAAUUGACACCAUAACCGGAAAAGUAGUCGUAAACAUCUCUGAAAAGUAUUACCGACCUACGGAAGUCGAAACGCUACUCGGUGACCCGACGAAGGCGAAAAAUAAGAUGGGCUGGAAAACAGAUAUCUGGUACUACUCGUCAAAUGUUUGUAGAGGCUUUACUUCUAUACAGUGUAUAAAUUGCUAAAAUAAACAUCACGAAUACGACUAAUCUAAAUUUUGUUGAGGAUGGAUAAGCUGACAAUCACUUCAUUUUUAUAUAAAAGUAACUAAGAGGUAGAGGUUGCUGGUAGAAUUAGACCUUGAUGCUUAUCUUCAUCUUUAAGUGCAUCUCUGACGCAUUUCCCUCUUAGAAGAAGAGUCAAAGAUGCUCCUAAAGAUGAACUAUUGCAAGCCUUAAUAGAAGGAAGAAUGAUUCUAAGUAAAUGAAAAAUAAUAGGGACAAUCCCAUCUCUCUCCAAACUCACAGCUUCGAAGAGUUGAUAUACGACAUGAUGAACCACGAUUUCCAAUUGUACGGAAUGAAACUUCCCGAGUCUGCGAUUAUGGAGCUGCCAAGCGGAAAAUUGACGAAGGUAUUCGAGUAUCCGGAUCUCACGGUAAAGGGCAUCGCAGGAAUGACCGCCGCGCCAGAGGUGAGCCUCAACUCCCCUGCAAAUGGAAUCCGAUAA
Messenger RNA from Amoebophrya sp. A25, 3909 nucleotides. Lineage: Eukaryota; Dinophyceae; Syndiniales; Amoebophryaceae. The record is from the annotation of a GenBank genome assembly.